AUGUCUCACUCUGAAAAAGAUUCUGACGUUAACAGUAUUGUGACGUCUCUGAAAUCUCUGAAGUUGGCUAAUUCUUCUCACCGUAAAGAUCAUCACAACUCAUUCAGUCCUGCUGUCACUGCUGCCUAUCGUAAGCCAGUUCCUAUCUUACCUCCUUCAAAUAGCAACGAAGAUUACUUCAGGCCAAUUCCCGUUAAGGAUAAGUCCUGGGGCAGAAAGAAAUUUGAUGUAUCCAAAUUGAAACAUACUUCAAUCAAUAAGAAUGUGGAGACAACUUCUUUCGCUAAGUAUGCCACUUUGAAUCAAAAGAGUGAACAAGGCCAAACAGGUUCUGGCUUUUUAGACAACCCUGAGUUGUUCACUACGCAGAAGGCCAUUAUAGCAAAACUUUUAGCUUCCACCGGCAAGAAAUCGCGUGACAAGACUGAAACAAAGCCUGUUGAUCCCGAAGACCGCCAUGUACAUGGUCUCAAAGCCAGUUUAAUGGACCACCAAGUACAAGGACUUCAAUUUUUCUUGAACCAAGAACAUCAUAGUGAAAGACACAUCAGAGGAGGACUAUUGUGUGAUGAUAUGGGUCUUGGAAAAACAAUUCAGAUGCUUGCACUUAUUCUAUCAAAUAAGGCUACCGAUUUAGACAGUCUAGUUGACAUUACCGAAUCCUGGAAUGAGGAUAGGAAGCUGGAAUUAUUCAAAGAUAAGAGUGUCAAACAUAUGGACUUCAGUAAAACGUUACAUAAGGUGAAGUCAACGCUUAUUAUUUGUCCUGCUUCUCUCAUUACUCAAUGGCAGCAGGAGAUUGAAACUAAAACGAAUCUUAGUUGUUAUAGUUACCAUGGGCCUAAUAGAAUAAAGGAUUUGGAUAAAUUGAGUCAGUUUGAUGUAAUAAUAACCUCUUAUCAAACUUGCAUGAGUGAGUUCCAGAGGACUAAUUCCCCAUUAUAUGAAUGCUACUGGUGGAGAAUCAUCUUGGACGAGGCCCAUAUGGUUAAAAACACCUCUACCAAGACCGCUAUUGCAUGCUUCAAUUUGAAGUCCCUUAGAAGAUGGUGUUUAACUGGUACUCCGAUCCAGAACGAUGUGGUAGAACUAUGGUCUUUGUUUCAUUUUCUACGUAUUAAUAAGCUAUGGGAGUCUGACACAUGGCGUAAGGAAAUAGGGAAUAGAAUUUCUGGUACGGACGUCAAAGAAGGACUAAAGAGAUUACUUGAUGUUCUUGAUGAAUGUAUGCUCCGGCGUAACAAGAAAGAUCUUGAAAAGACUCAGUUCAAGCUUCCUCCCAAACAUUAUCACCAGCUCACAAUGGACCUGACAUCGUUUGAGAAAGCCGUUUACAAAAAGCUUGAGGAUAAGGUGAUCAAUACUAUAUUGAACGGAACUCUGAUUACAAACAGCGAAUUGAAUCUGGGUCGAUUGGAUCUUAAGGCACCGCUAAUGAAGGGAAACAGUGACUCCGACUCAUAUAUGGUCGCUUUGGUAUUCUUGUUGAGACUUCGGCAGACCUGUUGUCACUGGAAAGUUCUUUUCUCGUUCAAGAAGGAGGAUGACAAGGUAAAAAAGGAAUAUUUGGCUAACAGUAAUCCAACAUCAUGUCAUGCAAUGAAGGAGACUGAUGAGUCGAUAGAUUCCAUUACCAAUCAGAUCUCUAGCUUAAGUAUUCAUAGUAAGGAGGUGGAAUUUGAAGGCAAGAAGUUCGAUGUUGACAAAUCUUCAGUCAAGAUGAAUCGUGUAUUAAAGAUCCUUGCCAAAGACCCGAAGAGAAAGACUAUAAUUUUCUCUGAGUUUACCACAAUGUUGCACCUACUUGAAGACGCUUUGUGCAGUCAGAAUUACAAAUGUCUUCAUUAUGAUGGUUCGCUCGAUAAUAAGGAAAAACAGAAAGUAUUGAACCGUAUGAGAGACGAUCCAGAUAUCUCCGUGUUACUUUGCUCAUUAAAAUGUGGUUCACUAGGUUUGAAUCUUACCUUUUGCACCCAAGUGAUUCUUUAUGAACCUUUCUGGAAUCCUGCUGUAGGUGCUCAGGCCAUUGAUAGGGUGUAUAGAUUUGGUCAAAAGCAUCCGGUAGACGUUUGGGAAUUCUUUGUAUCUGAUUCUGUCGAGAUAAGAAUCAAAGAACUACAGGAUAAAAAGAGAAAUGUUGCUAAAGCCGUUACCGAUAAGGACCCAGAGGCUAUUUUGUCGUUGAUGGGUAAUAGACUAUCUAAAGACGAAUUGAUGUCAUUGAUUGGCAUCGACUAA
Messenger RNA from Brettanomyces nanus, 2238 nucleotides. RefSeq lists its product as uncharacterized. Lineage: Eukaryota; Fungi; Ascomycota; Pichiomycetes; Pichiales; Pichiaceae. Gene Ontology annotation, molecular function: ATP-dependent chromatin remodeler activity; ATP binding. The record is from RefSeq and is a predicted model, not a curated record. Gene Ontology annotation, cellular component: cytoplasm. The transcript has a single exon. Bases 1 to 2238 code for a protein of 745 amino acids.